Uncinocarpus reesii 1704 is the source of this 474-nucleotide messenger RNA. RefSeq lists its product as uncharacterized. Gene Ontology annotation, molecular function: histidine phosphotransfer kinase activity; protein histidine kinase binding. The coding region runs from base 1 to 474 and encodes 157 amino acids. The record is from RefSeq and is a predicted model, not a curated record. Gene Ontology annotation, cellular component: nucleus; cytoplasm. The transcript is spliced from 3 exons. Lineage: Eukaryota; Fungi; Ascomycota; Eurotiomycetes; Onygenales; Onygenaceae. Gene Ontology annotation, biological process: phosphorylation; phosphorelay signal transduction system.
AUGGCACCCUCAGCGACUCCAGCUGCUGCCAAAUCGACGGACGAUCUUGGCCUGGACCUCACGGGCAAAGAAGAUUUGUUGGAUAGAACAACUUUUGAACAGAUUUUGGAGAUGGACGAUGAUGAUGAAGAUCGAGAAUUUAGCAAGGGGCUCGUCCACGGCUUUUUCGAGCAGGCUGAGUCCACCUUUGAUAAAAUGGAAGAUGCAAUUGCUGCCCGAGAUCUCCACGAAAUCUCCCAGUUGGGCCAUUUUCUGAAAGGCUCCUCCGCCACACUGGGACUUACCAAGGUUAAAGAUGCAUGCGAAAAGAUCCAGCACUUUGGUGCGCAAAAAGACGAAUCUGGCACUGUGGAUGAACCCGACGAGACGAAAUCCCUGGCCAAUAUUAAGAAAACGUUGACUGAGGUGAAGGAUGCUUAUAAAGAAGUGGCCAAAGUUUUAAGCAGUUUUUACCAAGACACCGAAUCAAGCUGA